AUGGGGGCUCGAGUCAUAUUCUACUGUCUGCAGGCGCUCUGGAAAAAGCGUAAGUUUCACUGCGUGCAUGACGUGGUGUUGAUGGGCCUCCCAGCCUCGAUGAACGCAGCACAGUGGCGGCAGGCGCGGCAGGUGACCUCGGGCCGUCUGGUGAAUGUCUACUGCCGCACGGACUGGCUACUGGCGUUCUUAUACAGAUGGAUGGAGUUCAGGUUACAGGUGGCGGGCCUGGCGCCCGUGACGUCUGUGCCGGGGGUGGAGAACGUCGACGUGACGGGGCUGGUGAAGAGCCACGCCCACUACCCCGAGAAGGUCCCGCAGAUAAUGUCUUUCAUUUCCAUCGAAAUGUAG
Messenger RNA from Eimeria mitis, 351 nucleotides. RefSeq lists its product as uncharacterized. Lineage: Eukaryota; Apicomplexa; Conoidasida; Eucoccidiorida; Eimeriidae. The record is from RefSeq and is a predicted model, not a curated record. The transcript has 3 exons. The coding region runs from base 1 to 351 and encodes 116 amino acids.